Ostertagia ostertagi is the source of this 366-nucleotide messenger RNA. NCBI's taxonomy places the organism in Eukaryota, Metazoa, Nematoda, Chromadorea, Rhabditida, Trichostrongylidae. The record is from the annotation of a GenBank genome assembly.
GUUAUUAUUGCGGAUAACUACACGAUUAUCUUUAUCGCUACUGGACCAAUUCACAAACAGCCGUUGGGACAAGUUUUUGUGAUUGUAUUCAUCGCUGUGUUUAUUACAUCGGUUUUGUUGAUUGCCGACAGUUUUCUUUACCGCUAUCUCCAGGUUUGCAAGCAUCAUCUCUUUGAACAUAUUCUGGCUCCACAAAAUAUUUCAAUCAUAAUUUUCAUUAACAUAGCAAUUUUUGCUAACUGGAUCGCAUUUAUGUACAUAGUAUGCUGGCCAAAUGAAGCAGUUGCUGGAAGUGUCGGCCACAUUGUUCGAGCAAUAACUGGUCUGGAUCCUUCCGAGUGCGCAUAUAUUGGACUUUCCAUAAAG